AUGUCAUUCUUUGCAGAAGGAAACUCCAUCACUCGGCCACCUCUAUUCAAUGAUACUAGUUAUCCAUACUGGAAGGUCAAGAUGAGGGCAUUCAUCAAGUUGCAAGAUGAGAAGGCUUGGAGAUCUAUACUCUCGGGUUGGACUCCACCAAUUGAAAAAGAUGAUGAAGGCUUUAUAAAAUUGAUAUCAUCUUGUGAAUUUGCAAAGAAGGCGUGGAAAAUUCUUCAAACUCAAUUUGAAGGUACCGCUGAUGUGAAGAGAUCACGUUUUACCAUGUUACAAACUAGAUUUGAUGAAUUAAGAAUGUUGGAAACUGAAACUUUAUCUGAGUAUUAUGAAAAGUUGUCUGAUAUUGCUAAUGAGUUUUUUUCCUCGGGAGAAAAAUUAGAUGAAUCUGUGUUGGUUCGAAAAUUUGUUCGUGUGCUUCCAGACAAGUUUGACAUGAAAUUAGUAGUAAUGGAGGAAGCUAAGGAUUUUGGCAAAAUGAAGGUUGAGGAGCUUAUGGGUUCGUUAAGAACAUUUGAACUAAAUAAAAAAAUAAAGAAAAAGGGUAAGCCGAAUCCUUCAAUUAAAAAAAGCAAAGGUAUUGCAUUUAAAGUUUCUGAAAAAGAUGUUUCUAAUGAUGAGAAAGAUGAUGAAAUGACCUUGUUAACAAGAAAUUUUCAAAUAUUCAUGAAAAAGGUUGGCCUUGUUAGAAGAGGAAGUAGUGAAGAGGAUAAUGAGAAAGUUGCUUUAACUAGUGUUUUGUCAAGUGCUUUCCAGGAAAGAGGAAAAAUUUUGUGUUUAAACAAUACCUUUACUGAUGUCGAUAACAAGGAAAUUGACUCGGAUUUAGAUGAGUCAAAACUCAAUGAGGAAUCAUUGGCUGAAUCAUACAAGGGUUCUGUUUUUACAGCUGAACGUUCUGUUUCUACAGAAAUAAAGCAGUCAGGUGAUAAAGACUUUCUUGUCAACAUCAGACCAAUGCAAUGUGGAGAAGUUACUUUUGGUAAUGGUCUGGCUGGAAAUGUCAAAGGGAUGGGAACUUUUAAUUUUGAAGGUCUACCCAGACUUAAGAAUGUAAUGUUGGUUGAAGGACUAAGAGCUAAUCUUCUUAGCGUUAGUCAAAUUUGUGAUCAGGGAAUUGUUCGAGGAUUACCCAAACUGGGUAAAGAAUUUGUGGGAAAAUGUGAACCAUGUCAACUUGGUAAGCAACUGAAAAUUUCUCACAAAAGUAUUCCUGAUGUGAAUACUUCCAAUGUUCUUGAACUUCUUCAUAUGGAUCUAAUGGGUCCAAGUCAGGUUGAAAGUUUGAAUGAUUGUAAUAUUGGAAAGAUUGUUCGGAUUAGAAGUGAUCAUGGAAAAGAAUUUGAAAAUAUUUUUUAUAAUGAGUUUUGUAAAUCUAAAGGUAUUUCUCAUGAAUUUUCCACUCCUAAAACUCCUCAACAAAAUGGAGUUGUUGAAAGAAAGAACCGAACUCUGACAGAGAUGGCUAGGGUAAUGUUAAAGAGCAAGAAACUUACCAAGUGUCUAUGGGCUGAGGCAAUUAACACUGCUUGCUACACCAUCAACAUGGUGUUUUUAUGA
Humulus lupulus (European hop) is the source of this 1566-nucleotide messenger RNA. RefSeq lists its product as uncharacterized. The transcript has 7 exons. NCBI's taxonomy places the organism in Eukaryota, Viridiplantae, Streptophyta, Magnoliopsida, Rosales, Cannabaceae. The record is from RefSeq and is a predicted model, not a curated record. Gene Ontology annotation, biological process: DNA integration. Gene Ontology annotation, molecular function: nucleic acid binding. The coding region runs from base 1 to 1566 and encodes 521 amino acids.